This is a messenger RNA of Trichogramma pretiosum, 3201 nucleotides long. RefSeq lists its product as uncharacterized. The transcript has 2 exons. The record is from RefSeq and is a predicted model, not a curated record. Lineage: Eukaryota; Metazoa; Arthropoda; Insecta; Hymenoptera; Trichogrammatidae. Bases 952 to 2703 code for a protein of 583 amino acids. Gene Ontology annotation, molecular function: nucleic acid binding.
GUGAAGUUUUUUCGGAAUUGUUAAUUUUAUAUAAUAUGAAUAGAAAAUAAUUUUCAAAUUUCGUUAAAUUAAAAAACGUGUCUUACCCGUAAUUUUUAAAUUCAAUGAAAAGCUGUAAUAGAAAUAAAACUGUAAAACUGAGGAAACGACGAGUAUUCCGCCACGAGGUCAAUCAUUGUUCGCCGCCAGUCAGCCACAUUCAGUACUACAUGUUUGUGAUAGUGGCUACGGAGGAUAGAGAAUAUACAAAUUAUGAAAGUUUGAAAGUGUCAAGCAUGUAUCCAUGCAAUUCGCAUAAUGAAUUUUCAUCGAUCAGACAGCUAAUUUUUGUACAUUAAUUUGAAACUCGUAUUAUAUUAUACAAGUAAGAGAUUUUGAACGUUUACGUUUACUUAUAUCGAUGCGAUCAGCUAUUGUGAAAAUAUUAUUUAACAUUUCCAAGCAUAGACAAUUAUAGGUUCAAAUUUACCAAGAUAGCUGAUAACUUUAUUGUUAAAAAAAAAUAAUAAUAAUUAAAACGUUGGUUCAAUCGAGACAUUGAGAAUUUUGCAUUACUUACGCGUGAUUAAAAUAUAAAACAUCUUCGAAUAUACUGGACAAAAAGAUAACUGACAUAGCGCUGGGCCAUUCAUUCACAAUAAUUUUUAUAUUAUGUGUGCCAAGCUUUUAUUGUUAUGCUUGAACGAUAAUGGCAAUAUGCACAUGCGUGGGUCAUAUGACGGUAGAUAUAUUUUAACAAAAGGAACUUAGUGGGCGGAAGCAUGGAUACAGUGGAAUGGAACUGGGUGUCCUUUUGUCUGAAGUGACGAACGAAAAAUCCUAUCUUCUUCCACUUUCAUUCCUUAACUCCUCCGAGAAAAAUUCUGAUUGCAGAUGAACUAUUUCUAAUAAAAAGACGAGAAAGACAAUUCAAAGAAGAUUCUCGAUUUAUAAUAUUGGUUUGAUUCAACGAUGGAUGCCAAGAAAAUAAAAGAUUCAAAUGCAGAUCUGUACCAACUUAUACAUGACCAAUACCUUAUUGAUAAGUUUGCUCAUCAGUUCUAUGAAACGGUUGAUUUAUAUAGUGAUUUGAAUAACAAGACGUUCGAACUAUUUAAUCACGUAGAAGAAUGUUAUAAUCGUCUAUCAUCGAAGUACAAAAAAAAUGAGAAAAUUUUGUUCAAUCAAAUAGAGUAUGCUCUGAAUACGAUGAUUGGGAGUAUUUAUUCCACGCGUGACUUAGCAAAUGAUUCUCCUCAAAAAAUUAUUGCAGUUGAUACGGCUUUUAGAGAACUAUCUAAAAAUUUACUAAAUAUCUUUAAUAGUUACAUUAACUAUAUUCUGAAUCCAUACACAAUUCGCGACACUUUAGAAUUAUUAAACAGUAUUAGACAGGGCCGUGAAAAUCAUUCGUUUGUGGAACAAUCCAACAAAGAAAUUGAAAAUGAACGAAUAUCACAGAUAAAUUUGAUCAAAUAUCAAGAUCCUUCAGGUCAAAUAAUUUGUGAAAAUAAUAAUGAAAGGCAAAUUACUGCGCCACCCGACCCUUCAUUUUUACCUGAAAGUUUACCGAAAAAUGUGAUUGUUAAUCAAGUGCCAAUGCAGACUGAAUUAUUGCCUGAAAUUCGUCCAAAAAAUCAAUUUAUCAGUGAACUAAAGUUAAUUCCUGAAUUAGCACAUGAAAAUUAUCCAAAAAAUGUACUCGUUAAUGAAGUGCCAAUGCAGACUGAACUAUUGCCCAUAAAUAAAAUAGAAAUGCAAGAUGAGCCAUCAUUGUCCGAAAUUGUAUACUUUGACUUGGAAACAAAUAGUAAUUCCUACGACACUGAUAUCCUUCAAAUUUCGGCAAAAAGUAAUAACCAUGUAUUUAAUGUGUUCAUUAAUUCAAAUAUGGAAAUCGAUGAAAAAUGCACAAAAAGAACGAGACUUCGCCAUGUUGGGCCACUUUUUGAAUUGUAUCGUGGUGAAGUGAAAUUAGAUACUAUGCCGAUAAAAGAUGCAUUACAACACUUUUUCUUUUUUUUAUCAGGAAUCUGCACGAAUGGUAAUAAAUGUUUAUUAGUGGCUGAUAAUGAUUCUGCUAAUGUUUCACCAUUAUUGAGAGCAAUACAUAGCAACAACGUAGUUGACGAAUUUGAACUUACUAUAAGUGGAUUUUCCGAUGCUAAUGAAAUUUUUCGUCGAAUGUUUCCAGAGAGAAAUACUACUAAAAAAAGAAUAAAAUCUCUAGCCAAUGAUUACUUACCUUUCUUAAAACCACCCGCUUUUGAUGAUGCUGAAUUCAACACUGAUGUUCUGAAAAAGCUUGUUGACAUAUUUAAUUGCAAAGAUCAUUUAUUAAAAAAUAGCCGGACAUACUCUGAUAAGUGUCGUGAUUUUAUAACGAGCCUCCAAAAAAAUGUACGAAGUCCUGCAAAAAUAAUGUACCGAGAUAAUUUACGAGAUUUAUUGCAAUUGAAAGAUAUUGUUUCUGAUCCAAUUAGAAAAAAAAUGGCUGAAUGUGGAAUGAAUGUUGAUUAUCUUGUAAAUUAUUUUGAUAUGUAUGGGAGAGGAAGAUUAGAAGAACUAUUUUGUGAACCAAGGCAUAAUCCAAAAGUAACAAAGCGCAAAAAUAUUGUCAAAAAUGUUUGCGACUUUAUAGAAAAGGAAAGUACAAAGCGUUCGAUUUAUAAAAAUAUUUGUAAAAAUCUACUAUUGAGUUCAUCAUCUACAUCUUUACUUUGAAGGGAAUGCCAAAAAAUUCAAAUCUUUAGUAUACCAGGUUUAAGUACGCGUUCGUGCGCUAAUUUCUCUCCACACCGCCAAGAAGUACGACUUAUAUUUCGGAAAAUGGCUCUUAAACGUGAACUUGGUACAAAGCUAAAAAAUAGUAUACGAUACUAAUGACUUUACUCGGAAAAGUGAUUGGCUCAUGAAAGAUGAAGCUACGAGAACUAGAAAACACGAUGCAGACUUACACCACAGGAGAUCGUGUUGCUUAACCUUUUCUGAAGCUGCUUUACGAAAAGCGAAGCAAAUCUCCACUGUGCUACGCAGUAUCUACCAAAUUUUCUAGCCAUUGCAGCUUCCUACAAAUGUCGCACGAUCAUGCACUCGAAACCGUUAAGCAGUCUUAGCAAUUGACGAAGCUGCAUGCUCUUUCGUAUAGCAAUAUUUUUCUGUUUAAUGUUUCAUGAAUCAAUCACUUUUUCUUGUAAUAUGACCACUAUUACACAAUGGCAA